ACCUUGGCUCAGUCAACUGUCAGACGUGAAGGAGGAGAGUGGCUGGUAGUUCCUGCUGGCAGUGUAUACGUGUGUGGCACCAGGUGUUCAGACUUCAUUAAGCGAUUAUAGAAUUACACCAACCAGGUGAUAUGUGGACUCGUGCAGCCAUCAGACAGGGCCGGUCCCUGGGUAGGUCCUUUGCUUCUGUCUAUCCCAGACCCUACACAGUUCCUGAGGGGCCCUGGGGCACUAACAGGGCGAUGCGGCUGGAGUUGGCUGCAGCUUACCGAGGGCUGGACCUGCUGGGCCUUAAUGAGGGUGUGUGUAACCACCUGACCGUGAUGGCACCCAGAGCUGACGGCCAGGAAGACACCAUGCUCGUGGUCAACUAUAAACUACAUUGGAGUGAGGUGACAGCAAGCAACCUGCUGGGUGUAGAUGAGUCAGCACAGACGGUGGAGGGAGAAGGCACUGCUGACAUUACUGCCUCAUGUAUUCAUCUGGGUAUCCGCCUUGUCCGUCCCGAUGCUAAGGUCAUCAUGCACACCCACCAGCCUCACGCCACAGCUAUCGCUUGCAUGAAGGAUCCGACACUGUUGAUGGUCCACCAAAACUCUGCCAGAUUCUACCAGCGAGUUGCUUAUGAUCAGGAUUACAGCGGCCUUGCCCUUGCUAUUGCGGAAGGCAAGAGGCUAGGGCAAGCGUUGGGUGAUAAAGACAUCUUGUUUAUGGGUAACCACGGCGUGUUGAGUGUAGCUCCCACCGUCAGCUUGGCCUUCGAUCAUCUGUACUACCUGGAGCGAGCGGCCCAGUUACAGACUCUGGUGGUCUCCAUGCAAAAAGAAAUAGCUCUGAUACCUGAUAGUGAGUGUCGCAAUACAUCUGAUUCUUUAUGGAAGGAUAUCAACAAAUAUGCAGAAGCUCAUUUCUUCUCCAUGUACAGAAGACUCCGCCGAUCUCAACCAGAAUUUGAAGGGUAACUUUAAACUCGCAGGGCUGAUGAAGGGAUUCUUGCUCCCAUGUUUGAUGUACCAUGAUUGUAUUAAACUUAUAAUAAAAUAUAAUCAUCCA
Messenger RNA from Homarus americanus (American lobster), 1053 nucleotides. Its product is annotated as adducin-related protein C1289.14-like. Gene Ontology annotation, cellular component: cytoskeleton. Lineage: Eukaryota; Metazoa; Arthropoda; Malacostraca; Decapoda; Nephropidae. The transcript has 7 exons. Bases 132 to 962 code for a protein of 276 amino acids. The record is from RefSeq and is a predicted model, not a curated record. Gene Ontology annotation, molecular function: actin filament binding.